Molecule: messenger RNA, 3298 nt
Organism: Coccidioides immitis RS
Lineage: Eukaryota; Fungi; Ascomycota; Eurotiomycetes; Onygenales; Onygenaceae
Product: protein phosphatase regulatory subunit
Exons: 8
Coding region: 487-2553 (688 amino acids)
Biological process (GO): signal transduction
Cellular component (GO): protein phosphatase type 2A complex
Molecular function (GO): protein phosphatase regulator activity
Source: RefSeq, a predicted model, not a curated record
GACGGAUAUUAUGGAACCCGCGAGCUGCAAAUUCCAAGCUCUGCACUUCUGCCUUCGACAACUUGAGAUUCAAUAUUUGUGGUGCUCUGCUGAUAACUGUUCUUUGCAUUCCUGUGCUCGGUGACACGGAUCCUCGGGUCGACUGUGGUAAUUUAUUUUAAUAUUGCUGCUCCACGUCCUCCUCCACCGCUUUUGGCUGGGUUGGAGCCUCCCCGCCUCCUGUCUCCGUCUCCCAGCGCACCACUCUAGUGUGAAGUAGCUCGUGUGAAAAGGAAAACACCCGGCGAAAGUUAUACGUCUCAAUUGCCAUUCUCACAGUCUAGUCGAGGUUCACCCUCGUAAACAGAGUACCCCGUCAGUGCUCUGUGCGCCCGUGAAGCCGACUCGCCGUCCCCCCCCCUCCUCUCCGGGCAUCAGAGAUAUUGUGGCGGAUAGGUACAUCGUCUGUUACAUACCUUACAUGUGGACAGAGGACUGCUAGUCAAAAUGAAGGGCUUCAGGCAGAGAGUGCAUGAGCAGCUUUCGCGCGCGAAGGACUCGAACAAGUCCUCGAAGAAGAAAGACUCCUCAUCCUCUUCCACACCUGCCACAGCUCCCGCGUCCACGCCUUCCGGCCAAGGCCCAUCACCCACAAACUCGGGCCAUGGCACCCCGAACUCAUCUACCACCGCGUUAAAUGAGACAAAGGGAAAGGCUACCGCGCCCACCGACAAUGCAGGACACCCCCAGAUGACCAUUCACCAUAACGCACACGUUGUGCCGAAUCCCGUGCCCGCUCCCCAGCAUUACCCUCCUCAGCAACCCCACGCCGGAAUGCACCCCGGCCAAAUGUCGGCAAAUGGACCAGGGACUCCUUCUCGACAAGUCCAACAAAUUGCCCCAAGCGUGAUCAUCAGCCCCAGCGCUCCGCAUAUCCCACCUCCUGGAGCUGCCGAAACAAUGCCCGGGGACCUUCAACCCCCAAAGAUUGGCCAGAAAUCGCAUGCCUUCGAUCGACUGCACACGACUCCCAGGGACGUCCCUGAGGGGAUUCGAACUCCAAAACGACAACAUUCUUCCCGCUUUGAUAUUUCAGACCAGCGUCAGAGGGACCUAGAAAAGUUGCCUGGAUUUCAUGAAGUGCCACCGAACCGUCGUCAAGACCUCUUCAUGCAAAAGAUCGAGCAAUGCAACAUUAUAUUUGACUUCAAUGAUCCCACCGGUGACAUGAAAUCAAAAGAAAUCAAACGACUUGCUUUGCAUGAGCUGCUCGAUUAUGUUGCAAACAACCGCUCUGUUAUCACCGAUCCUAUGUACCCAAAAGUCGUAGAAAUGUUUGCCAAGAACCUAUUUCGACCAAUUCCUCCCCCAGUGAACCCCCAGGGGGAUACUUUCGAUCCCGAAGAAGAUGAACCAGUUCUAGAAGUUGCCUGGCCGCAUAUUCAAGUUGUCUACGAAUUUUUCCUAAGAUUUAUUGAGAGCCAAGAUUUUAACACGAACGUUGCUAAAGCUUAUAUUGACCAGCAUUUUGUUUUACAGCUCCUUGAAUUAUUCGACUCGGAAGAUCCUCGGGAACGCGAUUUCCUUAAAACCACCUUACACCGUAUUUAUGGAAAGUUUUUGAAUCUUCGCUCAUACAUUCGCAAGUCUAUCGGGAACGUGUUCUUUCAGUUUAUGUAUGAGACCGAGCGUUUUAAUGGCAUCGCAGAGCUUUUGGAAAUUCUGGGAUCCAUUAUUAAUGGAUUUGCUCUUCCACUCAAACCGGAGCACAAGACUUUUCUUACACGGGCUUUAAUCCCGCUUCAUAAAGUCAAGAGUUUGAGCAUGUACCAUCCUCAGUUAGCCUAUUGCAUCGUUCAAUUCCUUGAGAAAGACUCGACUUUGACCGAAGAGGUUGUUUUGGGACUUCUCCGUUUCUGGCCAAAGACCAACAGUACCAAGGAAGUUAUGUUCCUUAAUGAAGUCGAGGACAUAUUUGAGGUGAUGGAUCCGAGAGAAUUUGCCAAGGUUCAGGAGCCUCUUUUCCAUCAGUUGGCGAAAUCGGUUUCUAGUCCGCACUUCCAGGUUGCUGAACGAGCUCUCUACUUCUGGAAUAACGAAUACUUCUGUAACCUCGUUGGCGAUAACGUGGAAACGAUACUUCCGAUCAUGUUCCCGUCACUCUAUGAAAAUUCGCAAGGCCACUGGAACAGGACUAUUCAUAGUAUGGUCUACACUGCGAUGAAAAUGUUCAUGGAAAUUAAUCCGCAGCUUUUCGAUGACUGCUCCCACGAAUACCGUGAACUUCAAGAGAGCGCACCAGCCCGUGAGCAGAGUAGAAAGGCGAAAUGGGAAAAGCUGGAAGAGUUAGUGAAGGCUCAAAAGAACAAAGACCACGCUACUUUGCGUUCGAAUAAGCCAUUCGCAAAACUUCCUAGUCAUCCAGAAGACCCGGAACUGAUCGCUCAGGAUAAUCGGCAGCGACUUAAUGCGUUGAAAUUGCAAGAUGAGGCAGAAACGACUAAGGACUCCAACCAGCACCGGUUGCCAGAGCGAGAGGGACAGCAUUCGGUUAGUGGCUCACACGUUGGUUGAUACAUUCCCAGCCGUAUCUCUCUUUCCCAAUCUCCGCUUGAAUACCUCUAUUAUCGUUUGAAAGAGCGCGUUAUUGAUGUCUUUAGCCGCUAUGAUUCUAACGUUUACAUACGUUUGAUUCAGAGGCGCCGGCGUGGAUCGUUCGAUGAUUCUCGGGGUCGACGGGUUGGAACCAGCACUGGACACAGAAGACGUGGCGAACGACGAAGGUCUGUUGGGAGCGGCAGCGGGCCUUCGUCGGUCUCAGCAGUUACCCGUAGUAACUCCACCAGCAACGUCAUGCGAACGAUUUGAUACCACUGUUCUUUGAUGACACUGAAAACCCUUUGCUGACCUGUACAAUGAUGACAUUUGGCAUGAGCAAGCUGCAACGACCCUUGUGAUUUGUUUUACCCCAUUUCCCCAUUUCCCCAUGCACCGGCUACCUGCCUUUCAUUUCUUUUCUCUCUUUUCUCUUUUUUCCUUUUUUUUUUUUUUUCCCCCUUCCUGCUUUUGCGUGCCGUUCAGUUUAAUAAUCCCUGGUUUCUUGUGUACAUGGGACUUCUUUUUGAUUCCUUAAUUUUAUUUUCUUCUGCCCACCAUGACUAUGGAAAUAGGACUGCUUGGACCGUUCUAGAUUGCGUCAGGUUAGGGAAAAAUUGGUGUGGACGGCGUUGCCAUUGUUCCUUGGUUUGGGUCAGUUUUAGGACCCAUUUGAUUUUAUUUACAGAUACCUUCUGCAAAUGGAUUGAUGUUGCAAUUUCUC